Pieris napi is the source of this 1100-nucleotide messenger RNA. RefSeq lists its product as uncharacterized. The transcript has 6 exons. Gene Ontology annotation, molecular function: peptidase inhibitor activity. The record is from RefSeq and is a predicted model, not a curated record. Lineage: Eukaryota; Metazoa; Arthropoda; Insecta; Lepidoptera; Pieridae. Bases 79 to 1041 code for a protein of 320 amino acids.
UACUACUUAAAUUCAAUAGCAGUUUAAUCAAUAAUUUCAUGAGUUAUACGCGAUAAUUUUUCGUCGCCAUACAUCGCUAUGGUUGUGACUUCAAUACUUUUUCUUGUGUAUUUUAUAAGCAGCACACAGUCACUGCUGUCAAACUUGAAGGACUUCUCAAAUUACCACCUUCCGGAAAUCCAUGACGGUCAAAGUUGUAUAAUUGGUCACUUGUACAAAGCAGGAUGCAAUACCUGUAGAUGCGGCUUUAAUAAUGUUCUAAUGUGUACGAAAAUGGCGUGUCUAGAACAGAGAUUUAUUAAAAGCUUAAAAAAACGUCACUGGAGAUCAACUAAUACUAACGAUACAAUCGAAAGGAGUGGCUUACACGGGAGUCUAAAAAAAUUGGUCAAGAUUAACCCAGGAAGUUGUAGUACACCGGGCAAGAUCGUAAAAAAGUUAUGUCAGACGUGUUUCUGCACUUACCUAAAGAGAGAAAUAUGUACGGAUACAUGUCGGGAUACAAUUCGUCUUAAUUCAAAGACGAAACUAAAGAAAUUCCCAUUUAAGCAUCAGGAUAUAGAAGAGUUUCGAGCUCUUAAUAGUCUUUCUGAUAAAUGUGAGCCGGGAAGGAUGUAUCGUAUUGAUUGCAAUGGAUGUCUGUGCCAGGAAUCAAAUAAUUUAGUUUGCGAAGAAAAUCUCUGCUUAUCGAAAAAGGGUCUCAUCAAAAUGGAAGCCAAGAAACUCUCUGGUAAAAAAUGUCAUCAAAACGAAUCGUAUGGCUGUGUCCAAUGCAAUUGCGUGGAUCGAAUCACUGUUUGCAAAGGAAUUCCGCAGUGUGAGGAACGUGAGAAAUUGACUGGUCACGCCGUUAAAAUGCCCUUGGCUUUGAACCCUGAUGAAGAGAAAUGUGUGCCGGGGACUAUGUAUACUGUCCAAUGCAACCAGUGCUAUUGCCAGUUGGAUUCUACUCUCAGAUGUACCCAAAAGACCUGCCUCAACUACGCCCAGGCGAUGAAACUUGAAAAGCAACGUCUACACCUGGAAAAACAUGGCCUAUAACCUGUACUAGAAAAUAUAUUUUGUAUUGACAAAUUAAUAAAUUAAAAAGUUUCAUGUCC